Molecule: messenger RNA, 2363 nt
Organism: Penaeus vannamei (Pacific white shrimp)
Lineage: Eukaryota; Metazoa; Arthropoda; Malacostraca; Decapoda; Penaeidae
Source: RefSeq, a predicted model, not a curated record
AUGCCCAUUGAUUCUAAUGACCCUCCAAGAGCUUUUUGCACUUGUGGCGAGUCAUUCCCAUCACUCUGGGUUUCCGCCAAUAUUCUCAUGAUAGCUAGGAAUAAUUUCAAAUCAUAUUACUUUCAGGUACCAGUCGCAACAAAGCACUGUCACUGCGGGCACCAAUUUUUCGAGGAGAGACGCCGGUCAACCACCUCAAACACCUCGGAGGUAGAGGAGAUUGACGACGGCCAGCUGAAGGAGAUGAAACCAAGCAGGGGAUCAGCUACGUCAACUGCAGUUAGCGGAAUCAUGUCUCUAACGGCAUCAGUGGGCAAGGGAGACCUGGGCUCGUCAGCCCCGGAGGGCAAGCGUCGUAGUGAGAGGGUCAAGCGGGAGAAGCCCAACUUCUAUGAUGCCUUGGAGUACGAGAAUCAAAUGAGGAAGGCCCGGAAGGAGAGACAGAAGGAAGAACCUCCCAACCCCACAGGACGGGUGAAGCGCGAACGGAAAGUGAAGAACAACUCAGAGCCGGUUAGUGUUACCAUGUAUCGCUAUAACAAGGAAGAGGAAGAAGAUGAAGAACCAGUGAAGGAAAAGAAGAAGAAGAAGAAGAAGAAGAAUAACAACAAUGGCGAGAAGAAGGACAAGGAAGAAGAAGUGGACGAAGACAUCAUGGCAGGCAUCACAGCAGAGAAGGAGAUACAGUUCGGCAUUGUCUUAUCAGAUAUCAACUUCAAGCUUGGCCUAAACAACCCAAAAUUUAUCAAAAUUUGAAUGCCUUUCAUCUUUUGAGAGAAAGUGAAUGAGGUUGGCAGUAGCUCCUGUGAAUAGGGCAGCUGUAUUUGAAUAUGAAAUUCAAAGAAAAUUAUUUAUUUGAAAUCAGUCAAGACAUGUGGUGUACAAUAAUACCAAACAUAAAAGGGAAUCAAAUAUAGUGCUGUUGAAAUCAGUAAGUCGACAUUUUUUUCUAGAGUGAUGUUUCAUGUUGCAUCAGCUUUAUCAAUUGCAAUAUACAAUAUCAGAUUGCAAAAUUUUAAUGCAUGAAUUCAUUUACUUCAAAUGAAUAAUCAGUACUGUUUGAUGAACCAAGGUUGGGAUUUUGUAAACUUCUUCAUUACACCUCUCUUUUGAGAGGAAAUUUUCAGAUAUAGUGUAAAGUAGGAGAGAUUAUUAAUUGAUCAUCUGAGUACGUUUCAUCUCUCUGGGACGUAAGGUAGCUAGAAGAUCAUUUGUCUCGUCUAUACCAUAAGUUUGUCUUCAAUAUGAUAAAAGUAUUUCUAGAAAAAAUUUCAGAUUUUUUCUAAUAUUUGGUUUUAUAUUUGCAUAUUGUCAUACCGUAAUGACAAGUAGGUGGAGAAGGAUGACCAUUUGUAUCUUUACUGCGUAUUUUUUCAAAGUUUGAAAAUUAUGGUCACAAAUGAUAGGAAAUAGGAGGGCUCUGAGAAAGAAUGGAUCCUUCUUUUUAUUGUGACAUUUUGAUAUAAAAAAAAUCUCGGUAAAUUUUGUAAUUAAACCAGAUGGCAAGUGAAAUGUUGUUUAUCUCGUAAUUUUGUCAAUAUUUGUAGUAAAGUUUUAAAAUGAAUGAAGGAUUUUUGAUGUCAGAUCUUUGUUAUUCAGACUGACAAGAGGACAAUGAUGAACUAUUCUCUGAAAUCUUCCAUUACUGUGAAAUGUGCAACUUUCUUUAUGAAUGUUUUUUAAACAAGAAUAAUGUCAAAGGAAUCCAGUAUCAUUUAAUGAACUUCUUACAUAGUAAAGUACAUAAAUUUCAAGUUCCUUUAUAAAGCAACAAGUCCUGACACGUAUUUACCUUUAUUACUACUAUUUUCUGCCAUUGUAUAUACUUUGUACAUAUUUCCUAUGGUCAGGGAAAGGAGGGAAAUAAUACAAGGGGUUUUCAUAACAUGGAGAACUUACUAAGGGACCUUCAGCUGAAGUGGAUGCGUAAAUUUAAACCAAAGUUUCACACCUCAUCACAGAUUCUUCCUAAAGCUAUUUAGGAAGGAAAGUAUUAUCUUGGGAUUUUUUUUUCCUUUUCUUUUUUUCCAUUAAUGAGAUUUUUUUCAUCAUCAUCUUCCAGUAUUUAAGGAGAGAAAUCUCACAACUGUGCUUCAGUCAUACUUAUUUAUAGCAUCAGGAAGCCCAAAAGACAAAAAAAUUAUAUUUAGAAAAAAAAGAAGCAACAAAAAAAAUAUAUGAUUAUUUAGUGAUGCUCAAAAAGAGAAUAUGCAUAUUUUUACUGCACAAUAAAUCUGUUCAAGGCUUAAUUCAGUAUGUAUCAUACCAUUUCAUAUACUUUUCAUCUAUGCACUUUGUAAUAUUCAUAUCAUGUAUCAUCCUUUUGAGGAUAGGUGUAAUGAAAUAAAGUUCUUUUUAUAAUA